AUGAAGCCUUUCGCUCUUUUCCUCUCCCUCUUCGUCUUCUUCGGCCUGGUUGCCGCAUGGUCUAAAGAAGAUUAUGAGAUCUUCGGUCUUCAGAAUGAUGUGGCCACACACGAAGGUGCAAACGUGACUUUCUACGAUUUCCUCGAGAUUCGCCCCAAUGCCAAUCAAGAACAGAUCACCAAAGCCUACCGCAAGAAGUCCCGUACCCUGCACCCGGAUAAGGUCACUCGUGCCUUUGUCGCCAACUACUCCAAGGACAAGUCCAAGGCCAAGUCCAAGCAGGGCGUCAAUGUGAACAAGGGUCCUUCUAAGCGUGAGAUCGAUGCUGCCACCAAGGAUGCCCACGCCCGCUCCACUCGUCUCAACCUUGUUGCCAAUGUCCUACGUGGCCCCGGCCGGGAGCGCUACGACCACUUCCUCAAGAAUGGAUUCCCCCUGUGGAAGGGUACUGGAUACUACUACUCGCGCUUCCGUCCUGGACUGGGCUCUGUGCUGGCCGGUCUGUUCCUCGUCUUCGGUGGUGGUGCGCACUACGCUGCUUUGAUCCUUGGGUGGAAGCGCCAGCGCGAGUUCGUGGAUCGCUACAUCCGUCAGGCUCGCCGGGCUGCUUGGGGUGAUGAUAUGGGAGUGCGUGGUAUUCCUGGAAUCGACACUGCUGCUGAGCCUCCUGCCCCUGAGGCGGAGAGUGCGGGUGCGAUGGCUGUCAACCGUCGCCAGAAGCGCAUGAUGGACAAGGAGAACAAGAAGGAGAAGAAGGGCCCUCGGAAUGCUCGUGCUUCUGGUACUUCUACUCCUACUGAGCAGCCUGCCAACCCCGAGCGUGCUAGCGUUGGGGAGCGGAAGCGCGUCGUUGCCGAGAAUGGCAAGACGCUGAUCGUUGAUUCCGUUGGCAAUGUCUUCCUGGAAGAGCAGAACGAGGAUGGCGAACGCCAGGAGUUCCUCUUGGAUAUCGAUCAGAUUGAACGCCCUGGUAUCCGCCAGACUAUGGUGUUCCAGCUUCCCCUCUGGGCCUUUAACCGCACCGUGGGCCGGGUGUUGGGAACUUCCCCUGCUGAGGUGGAGGUUGAUUCUGACGAAGCCGAGGAGCCUGUUGAGGAAGCUGAGACUACUGCUACCUCCAACACUCGCUCUCGUAAGCGUGGAAAGCGCUCUCAGCGGUCAUGA
Penicillium salamii is the source of this 1164-nucleotide messenger RNA. The record is from the annotation of a GenBank genome assembly. Lineage: Eukaryota; Fungi; Ascomycota; Eurotiomycetes; Eurotiales; Aspergillaceae.